Molecule: messenger RNA, 309 nt
Organism: Suillus bovinus
Lineage: Eukaryota; Fungi; Basidiomycota; Agaricomycetes; Boletales; Suillaceae
Exons: 2
Coding region: 1-309 (102 amino acids)
Source: RefSeq, a predicted model, not a curated record
AUGUGGCAGUCUACGUUUGUGUUGCAGACAUUUGCUGCACAUCUCAACUAUACCCGAGGCCAGGUGGAAGUUCCAGCACUUGACAGUGAAAACGACAUCAUGCGGGCAUCACUUGCUUUGUCAGCAGGGGCAGUAAAACACACUCUGUACCUCCUUUCUGUAGGAGCAAUGGGUUUCACUAUUACAAUGGCUACUGGGAAGGGAAAGAAGAAGGCUUCUAACUUAUGCAAGGGUAAGGCAUCGGCUGUCAAUGGAGACAUCUGGGAAGCAGUUAUUGGGGAGAAUGAGAGCUUUUCUGAGCCGCUUUGA